GUAGGUUGAGUGGUCGUUUUGGAGAUCAAAGAAAAAUGGCUAUGUGUUGUAGCCAUUGCAAAAAAAAGGCUCCUAUCAUCUCCACUGAAAAGAAAUCAGAGUUGGUCGUGGAAUACCCGCUUCUACCCCCAAACAGAGCACUCUGCGUCUAGUAAAAAAGCCACUCUAGUUUCAGCCUUGCGGGAUGCAGGAGAUAUUAAGCUGCUCGAAUAUCUCAGAGCUCUCUCAUCGCUGCCAUUUUUUCCUCACCGCUGCACUUGUUACAUUGAUGCUAGUGAGGAAGUGGUGACAGCUAGCAGCCGCAAAAAACGACAACGGCUUCAGAGCCGAGAGGCUCCGUGUGUGUGAGAGAGAGAGAGAGAGUGCUGUGUGGAGUAGCUGCUAUGGAUGCCAUCGGGGUUUUACAUACGAAUCCGCUGGACGACUAUGAGCUGCUCCACCGCAUUGGGAGCGGCACCUACGGGGACGUGUUCAAGGCUCGUAAUAUCAAGACAUCAGUCAUCUCAGCCAUCAAAGUAGUCAAACUGGACCCUGGGGACGACAUUUCAAGCAUUCAGCAGGAGAUUACCAUGAUGAAGGACUGCACUCAUAAAAACAUUGUGGCCUAUUUUGGCAGCUACCUCAGAAACAACAAAUUAUGGAUCUGCAUGGAGUUCUGUGGAGGAGGGUCAUUACAAGACAUCUACCAUGUGACUGGCCCCCUGAAAGAGAGACAGAUAGCAUAUGUAUGCAGGGAAACACUUCAGGGACUACAUCAUCUACAUGAGACUGGAAAAAUGCACAGAGACAUAAAAGGAGCCAACAUUCUUCUGACAGAGCGGGGAGAUGUCAAACUAGCGGAUUUUGGAGUGGCAGCAGAGAUAAAUGCAUCAGUUGCUAAGAGAAAGUCUUUUAUUGGGACACCAUAUUGGAUGGCUCCAGAGGUGGCAGCUGUGGAGAGGAAGGGUGGCUAUAACCAGCUGUGUGACAUUUGGGCUGUGGGGAUCACAGCCAUAGAGCUAGCAGAACUGCAGCCACCGAUGUUUGAUCUGCACCCUAUGAGAGCUCUAAUGCUGAUGUCCAAAAGCAGCUUCCAGCCACCCAAACUGAAGGAUAAGACGAAAUGGUCCACAGAAUUCCACAACUUUAUCAAGAUGGCACUCACCAAGAGUCCUCGGAAGAGGCCGACAGCUGAGAAACUGCUGCAGCAUGCAUUUGUUACCCAGCUGUUAACUCGUAACUUAGUCAUAGAAUUGCUGGACUCUGCCAACAACCCUGACUUACAGCACUCUCAGACUAUGGAUGACAGUGAUCUUGAGACAUGCAGCGCUUUUCCUGAUAAGAUUACAUCUUUGGGGAAACACUUAUCUGCCCAGAGAACACUUUCUGAAGAACAGUUUGAUCAAGUGAAGUUUGGACCACCCAUGCGGAAAGAGACAGACCCUUGCCCUGAUUCGCCGGGAUCAUGUGAUGACUGGAGUUCUAUUAGUGAUGAGAAGGAGUCUCCGAGUCUAUUGGAAUGUGUUGAGGAAGCAUUGCUUGAGAGGAGCUUAACUAUGAAGAGAGCGCCCUCGGCCGAGUCACCAACUGAAGAUGACAAAUAUGGCACAGUGAAGAGAGUGGUGUCACCACCAAAGCCAGCUAUUCUUCAAUGCCCCACUAAUCAGGAUAAAAAAACCUCCACCCCUUCUUCAGAUUCCUCCCCUCGCAUUGGCUCAACACCCCACACAGACACUAACCCCAGCCUGCAUAAUGAAUCAGCUUUGCUGAUUGGCUCAACGCUCUGUGACCUUUCCCUUCUCACAAACUCCUCCUUCUUUGCCAACUCCUCUCUAUUCAGUGAUUCCAUUAGUCUUGGCUCCCUCUGCACAACUCCAACUGAUGGUUUAAUACCACGAGGCUCGGUUGGAGUUGAGCCAGGAGGAAACAGAAGUCACUCUCCACCCCGGCAGCCACUCUCACCUGAAUGGAGCACACUCAGGAGGAAGACCGAAGACUCAAGAGGUGUACAUGGACUGCCACCUACCCCUCAAGUACAUAUGGGAGCCUGUUUCUCCAAAGUAUUUAAUGGGUGUCCCUUGAAGAUUCAGUGCGCAGUUACAUGGGUUCUACCAAAGACCAGAGAUCAGCACCUGAUUCUGGGAGCAGAAGAAGGCAUUUAUACCCUUAAUCUCAAUGAGCUCCAUGAGGACACUAUAGAGAAGUUGCUUCCACAGAGAUGUAGCUGGUUGUAUGUCAUGAACAAUGUUCUGAUGUCUGUCUCAGGAAAGUCCUCCCAGCUGAUCUCACACAGUCUGCCUGCACUGUUUGAGCACCGUAGAAACCUGCAGCGGCGCCAAGGUCACUUGUCAAUCAAUGCACACCGCCUGAGUACAAGAAUCAACUCAAGGAAAUAUGCCAUGUCUGUGAAGAUUCCUGACACCAAGGGCUGUAGAAGAUGUAGUGUAGUACGGAACCCAUACACAGACAGUGUCUUCCUGUGUGCCGCAGUGCCAAGCGGCCUGGUUCUUCUCAUGUGGUAUGAGCCAUUGCAGAAGUUCAUGCAGCUCAAGCACAUAGCUUUAAGCCUUCCUGAGUCUCUGCCCAUCUUUGAGCUGCUGGUGCAGGAGUCUGAGGAGCUUCCGCAGGUGUGUGUGGGGGUGCACGGUAGCCAUAAAAGAUCAGGAGAGACUGUGGAACAGCUGCACUUUGAUAUCAUCCAUCUUGAUGACACACCUCGAGAACAGCCAGUUGGCGAGUCUUUAGAAGUGAAACAAGUAACCCAGCUUGACAGAGAUACAGUCCUCAUAGCUCUGGAAAACACUGUAAGAGCAGUAAAUCUUCAGGGCUGUCCCAGCAAAGGCAUGGCCUCGGAACUGACCUUCAGCUUCUCCAUUGAGACUCUGGUGUGUUUGCAGGAUAGUGUUCUUGCCUUUUGGAAACAUGGGCUCAAGGGGAAGAGCAUACAAAGCCACGAGGUUACGCAGGAGAUAACAGACGAGAGUCGUGUCUUCCGGGUCCUGGGGACGAAUAGGGAUAUCAUCUUGCAGAGCACUCCCACAGAUGACCCCUCCGCCCUGAGCAACCUGUAUAUCCUUACAGGUCAUGAGAGCAGCUACUGAAAUGAUCGCAGAUCAAGGAAAAUGUCCCACAGAUGUGGAAGCACUUCUGUCCUCUACAGAGGCUAAGGAAGAGUCCUCAGGCCCCACAGGUGGGAGAAGAAAGAGAGUGGCCGCCUUUCUGCCCUGUGAGCCGCCCAGUAGUAUUGCAGAGACAAGAAGCCGACAGAGGCCUGGAGACAAGCUGCUAGAAACUCUGACCAAACGUAGCCUUUACAUCAAAGGCAGCGGGAUAGGCAGAGGCAGAUGGAACUACAGCUUAUGACAGCAAACAGACUCAUUUAACAGAUAUAAAUGGUUCAUUUGAGUUGGACUGCAGGAGCGUUACAGAAUGGAGAUGCUAAGUAGCCAAGAAGAUUAAGGACCUUGAUUUGAAGGAUGAACAGUUCCGUGUAGCAAACAGCAGUGCCGUGUUGUGUUCCCUGUUUAGCUAAUAGCUGUACUACAGUGAAUCUUGACAUUGUUCUGCUGUAUUUGGUGCUGUCAUCAUUUUGUAGAAUAAGAUGUAUGUUUUGUUGGCAACUGAGUUGGAGUUGGCUCAUUUGAUCUGGUCAGGGAAGCAGUAUCUCAUAAGAAUGUUGGCCAUUCUGUGAAACCUAAAAAUAUAGAAAUGUAAAUGUUUAGAAUCAGUGAAGAUUAAAUCACAUUUCUAACCCCA
Molecule: messenger RNA, 3735 nt
Organism: Colossoma macropomum (tambaqui)
Lineage: Eukaryota; Metazoa; Chordata; Actinopteri; Characiformes; Serrasalmidae
Gene: map4k6
Product: mitogen-activated protein kinase kinase kinase kinase 6
Exons: 33
Coding region: 384-3080 (898 amino acids)
Biological process (GO): protein phosphorylation
Molecular function (GO): MAP kinase kinase kinase kinase activity; ATP binding
Source: RefSeq, a predicted model, not a curated record